GAAGCUACAAGUGUUUGCUGGAAAUCCUUCCGAAGAUGGAGACUUUAACCGCGGGACAUAUGAUGAGCUUAGCUGCUCUACAGAGACAGGACCCUUACAUUAACAAGCUGCUAGACGUUACCGGUCAGGUAGCUCUUUACAACUUUAACUCCAAAGUGAACGAAUGGGAGAAAACUGAAAUCGAGGGAACUUUGUUUGUUUAUUCCAGGUCGGCCUCCCCUCAUCAUGGCUUCACCAUCAUGAAUCGAUUGAGCACAGAGAACCUUGUGGAGCCCAUUAAUAAAGAUCUGGAAUUCCAGCUGCAGGAUCCCUUCCUGCUCUACAGGAAUGGCAACUUGGGCAUCUAUAGUAUUUGGUUCUAUGAUAAGCAGGACUGUCAACGCAUCGCCCAGCUGAUGGUCAAGAUUGUGAAGCAAGAAGCGGACCACGCCCUGAGACAGAGUCCAGAGAGGGUAGAUCCAGGGAGAACCAAUGGAGUGGCAGAACCCAGACCAAUCGACAUCCUGGAGCUGCUCAGUAAAGCCAAGGAGGAGUACCAGAGGGCCCAGAGUGGAGAAACAGACGCGUCUGCAGAGUCCAACGUAAAAACAAGCAUUAGCAAAGCUCCAGAACCUGGACCCAACACACAUCCAGCUGAAAAGAGCUCUCAUACCAUGGUGAAGCAGAUCACUGUUGAGGAGCUCUUUGGUUCUCAGCUCCCUAAAGAAUCUUCUGCACAGAACGCCACUUCUUCCAGUGACCUCCCAAACACCUAUGUGCAGAAACAAUCAUAUCCCGCUGCUCCUCACCAAAGUCCGCUGCUCGCGCAGCAAUUCUCAACCCAUGAGGCUGCCUCCAGCCAGCAGCCUCACAGACACGGUUCAAUUCCUGCCCCUUACACACUUAAUCCCAGUCCUGUCUUCAAAUCUGUGGUUCCGAUGCCCGACCCACAGCCUCACUGCUCCGUCUCUCCUCUUCUGAUGGCUUCAGAGCAUCAAAAUACCCUCACUUCACCCACAGCAUCUUCAGCAGCCUUUCUAGGACAAGACAUGGUUAGCCCUCUGAAAGCAGCGGCAUCAUCUGUGAAUUCAGGAAUCCACAAACCCAUCCUUGCCCCCAGCUUCCUGCCAAGCACUCUGGUUCCUCCUCACAGCUUCCAGGAGCCCAAGAAGGAUGUCUUCUCUCAGCCUCCGAGUCUGAUCCCACCAAUCUCUGCUAUUCCUAUGAGCCCUGGUCAUGCUGUUCCUGGCUCAGAAACUUCAGUGCUACUGUCGCCUAGUGUUUUCCAACAGACUAUUAAUAAAACCACCACAGUCCCAGUGAUCCCUUCAGCUCCUCCGGAUCUAUCAUCUGCUUCAGGAAGAGCUGCAGACCCUCUGCAGGCCCCCUGCAGUAAAACACAGCUGCAGGAGACUUUGAUACACCUCAUAAAGAAUGACUCAGACUUCCUCAGUGCCAUUCAUGUCGCCUACCUGCAGAGCGUUUCCAAGGACUUCAGCAACAUGAAGCUGUAGUCCCACUUCAAGCAGAAAGCAUUUCAGAGCUAAAGCUUCUUUAUGGCUGCAGCUGAUUGUGGGAGAAAACAGAAUGGAGGAGAAAGGUUUGUGACGCUCUGCACGCAAGUUUUCCUCACCGCUGGUUUGUGUGCCGAGGAUUAUCACGGGAAAGGCUGCACUGGAAUCUCCUAUUGCCCUGAAUGUGUCCGUAAAGAACUGUGAGAAAAACAGAUGGGAGAAUGUUUCUCUAUACUUUCCAAAUAUGCUGAAUCUGGUUUCAACCAAUGGCCGCCUUUUUGAAGAAAUCCAAUGAAUUGGUGGACAGGAAGGAACAUGGCAAACAUUUGGUGGCACUAAAUACUUCAUGAAUUUUGGAGAGAUGGACAAAAAGCUGCAGGAUUAAGGUCCUUUUAUUGUUAAACCAUCAUCUUUGGGAUCCUGUGAAAAACAACACAAAACACUCACGCCUUUAAAAAGAAAUACGUUUAUUUUUAUUUGGGAAACCAGAAGGUGACACAGAAGCUUGUGUAUUUUUAGUUAAAUAUUUUCUAAUUUAUUUUCAAUUUUUGUGGCAUUUUAGGGUUUCUUUUCAAGCCUUUUCUGAUGAAUAACCACUUGGGGCUUAAAACCUAAAUCAGUCUGUGAGCUAUUUCUUUAUGUUACAGGUGGAAUAUAUUAGAAAUUUCUAAUCACACAAAGCCCCCAUAUUUGCGUCCAUUCUUUCCUCCAAAUGUUCCUGUAUCCUUUAUUUUUCACUCUUAAUGUUGCGUCUCCUCCACCAGCUGAGCUCACAGUACUUCAUCUCCAUGGAGGGACUUGUGCAAUACACACCAGCACUGUGGGAUACUUUAGGGCGGUACUACAGGAAGAAAUUUUUAUGAAUUUAAAUAUCUUGUGCAAAAUGAAAAAAAAAAUCAGGUUGGUGUAAAUUCUGGAUUCCUGUUUACAUUAAUCUAUUAAUAAUCAAAAUACUUAAAAAA
This is a messenger RNA of Cyprinodon variegatus (sheepshead minnow), 2455 nucleotides long. RefSeq names its product decapping mRNA 1A (gene dcp1a). NCBI's taxonomy places the organism in Eukaryota, Metazoa, Chordata, Actinopteri, Cyprinodontiformes, Cyprinodontidae. Gene Ontology annotation, cellular component: P-body. The transcript has 9 exons. Bases 36 to 1493 code for a protein of 485 amino acids. Gene Ontology annotation, biological process: positive regulation of catalytic activity; deadenylation-independent decapping of nuclear-transcribed mRNA; deadenylation-dependent decapping of nuclear-transcribed mRNA. Gene Ontology annotation, molecular function: mRNA binding; enzyme activator activity. The record is from RefSeq and is a predicted model, not a curated record.